Pseudomassariella vexata is the source of this 1191-nucleotide messenger RNA. RefSeq lists its product as uncharacterized. Gene Ontology annotation, molecular function: rRNA small subunit aminocarboxypropyltransferase activity. The record is from RefSeq and is a predicted model, not a curated record. NCBI's taxonomy places the organism in Eukaryota, Fungi, Ascomycota, Sordariomycetes, Amphisphaeriales, Pseudomassariaceae. Bases 1 to 1191 code for a protein of 396 amino acids. Gene Ontology annotation, biological process: maturation of SSU-rRNA. The transcript has a single exon.
AUGGUUCGCCACAAGAAGGACAAAUUCAGAGGUGGUAAAAGCCACGGCCCGCCUCGACCUCGACCCGGCCAAGACGACUCCGAAAAUGCCACCGAUGGGCGCCCAUCCUUCAAAGCCGCCUGCUGGGAUCUGAACCACUGCGAUCCGAAACGAUGUUCCGGCAAGAAGCUGAUCAAGCUGGGCAUGAUGCGCGACCUGCACGUUGGACAGAAACACAAUGGUGUCAUCAUCACCCCGAACGGGAAACACACACUGUCACCAGCUGACAAGGACCUCAUGGAUCAAUACGGCGCCGCAGUGGUGGAGUGCUCGUGGGCGCGGACGCAGGAGGUCCAAUGGAGCAAGGUUGGCGGCAAAUGCGAGAGGUUGCUGCCGUACCUAGUGGCCGCAAACACGGUCAAUUACGGCAAACCUUGGCGGUUGAACUGCGUGGAAGCGUUGGGUGCUGCAUUCGCCAUUUGUGGACACUUGGACUGGGCAGAGGAAAUAUUGGCACCUUUCAACUACGGACAGUCGUUUCUUGACAUUAACUCGAGUCUGUUGAAAAAGUACGCCGCCUGCGCCGACGAAGCCGAGAUCAAGAAGGCCGAGGCCGCAUGGAUGGAAAGGCUGGAGAAGGAGUACAACGAGAGCAGAGAGGAGGGAGACGGCGACGAUCUAUGGAAGGGCGGAAAUUCAAAUCACCGCGUCACCAUGCCAUCUGAUGACGAGGACGAGGAAGAGGAUGGCAGCGAGGACGGGAACAAGGAUGACGACAAUGAAAGCACCAACGGCAUAUACCUGGGGAAGAAGCCGCCAUCCCAAUGGCCAAAGAUCGGCGAAAGCACGCAAAAAGAGGAAGAGACCCAGAACAGAGACCCCUUUGCAAUAUCAGACGAUAGCGACGACGAUGCGCAAAUGGAGGAGAUUCGUCGCAGGGUGCUUGCGUCGAAACCGUUCGCCAAUCCCGAGGAUGACGGCCAUAAGAAGAAACUCGAGAUAGUAUCUCGUCCAGAACCUCGAUAUCGCAUUGACGAAGACAUCCAGCCUGAUUCGGACAACGAAGAGGAUGACGAAUUUGAUGACAUCAUAAAUGCGAGGCCCGUAACGGACAGAGUAGGAUUGUCAAAACUGGCAAAGGAGAGGGAAAGGGCAAAUGUCACCACCAGGACAUUCAUGUCCGGCGGCGUUUCUGCGCCAAAACGGUGGUAG